GAGCAUAGCAACCUCCAGUGCACAGAGAAAGAUCCGUAUACACAUGCAGGAGCAAGGAAACAGCAGGGUAUCUUUUACUACGCGGAGGACGCGGAGCACCACAAACAGGAACUUUAAAGGGAUUGAAAUCUGUUGCCUGUUCCACUAGGAAUAUUGUUUGCAAGGCACAAGGUGUCUUUUGGUAGUGAGCACCCUCUGCGCAUGCGCAGGUCCAUUCGGGAAUUACUGCCCUGCCGCCGACUAAGUUGCAUUCCUUGAAUCUUCGCAGAAAAGACAAUUCUUUAAUCAGAGUUAGUAAUGUGGACAGUACAAAAUCGAGAGAGUUUGGGGCUUCUCUCUUUCCCUGUGAUGAUUGCCAUGGUCUGUUGUGCACACAGCGCCAAUGAGCCCAGCAACAUGUCAUACGUGAAAGAGACAGUGGAUAGAUUGCUCAAAGGAUAUGACAUUCGCUUGCGGCCGGACUUUGGAGGGCCCCCCGUGGACGUCGGGAUGAGGAUCGAUGUCGCCAGCAUAGACAUGGUCUCCGAAGUGAACAUGGAUUAUACACUCACCAUGUAUUUCCAGCAGUCUUGGAAAGACAAAAGGCUUUCUUAUUCUGGAAUCCCACUAAACCUCACGCUAGACAACAGGGUAGCUGACCAACUCUGGGUACCAGACACCUACUUUCUGAAUGACAAGAAAUCAUUUGUGCAUGGGGUUACAGUGAAAAAUCGAAUGAUCCGACUGCAUCCUGAUGGAACAGUUCUCUACGGACUCCGGAUCACAACCACAGCUGCGUGUAUGAUGGAUCUACGAAGAUACCCUCUGGAUGAACAAAACUGCACCCUGGAGAUUGAAAGUUAUGGCUACACCACUGAUGACAUUGAGUUUUACUGGAAUGGAGGAGAAGGAGCAGUAACAGGAGUGAAUAAAAUUGAGCUUCCUCAGUUUUCAAUUGUUGACUAUAAGAUGGUGUCCAAGAAGGUGGAGUUCACAACAGGGGCAUAUCCACGACUGUCACUAAGUUUUCGUCUAAAGAGGAACAUUGGUUACUUCAUUUUGCAAACCUACAUGCCUUCCACACUGAUUACAAUUCUGUCCUGGGUGUCGUUUUGGAUCAACUAUGAUGCCUCUGCAGCCAGAGUCGCACUAGGAAUCACCACGGUGCUGACAAUGACAACCAUCAGCACUCACCUCAGGGAGACCCUGCCAAAGAUCCCUUAUGUCAAAGCAAUUGAUAUUUACCUGAUGGGUUGCUUUGUGUUUGUGUUCCUGGCUUUGCUGGAAUAUGCCUUUGUAAAUUACAUCUUCUUUGGAAAAGGCCCUCAGAAAAAAGGAGCUGGCAAACAAGACCAGAGCGCUAAUGAGAAGAACAAACUGGAGAUGAAUAAAGUCCAGGUGGACGCCCACGGCAACAUUCUCCUCAGCACCCUGGAGAUCAGGAACGAGACGAGCGGCUCGGAAGUGCUCACGGGCGGGAGCGACCCCAAGGCCACCAUGUACUCGUACGACAGCGCCAGCAUCCAGUACCGCAAGCCGCUGAGCAGCCGCGAGGCGUACGGGCGCGCGCUGGACCGGCACGGCGCCCACAGCAAGGGGCGCCUCCGCAGGCGCGCCUCGCAGCUCAAGGUCAAAAUCCCCGACUUGACUGAUGUGAAUUCCAUAGACAAGUGGUCCCGAAUGUUCUUCCCCAUCACCUUUUCUCUUUUUAACGUCGUUUAUUGGCUUUACUAUGUACACUAAGUUCGGUCCCCGUGGUUCCUAAACGACUACUUUCCUCUUCUCUUAGUUUUUAAUCCCACAGGUCCCCAGCAGCGGUACUGCUGUGCUUUUUGAGGUAAGAGAUUCAGUCAUCCAAUUGGUUUUAGGUCUUGCAUAUCAAUUUUAUUACUGCACCAUGUUUACUUCAAAAACAACAACAACAAAAAAACUCUAUUUUUUUUCCAGUCUACUGUGGUCCAGGUUAUUGGCUCUUUCAGAGCUCUGUUAAUUGCCAUGUUUACAAACAAAUACACACAACGAGAGAAAUUAGAUAGGCAGAUCUUUAGCAGUUCUAGCCGCCCUGGAUUUGAUUAUUUUUUAAGUGAAAAUGAAAAGAGGACCCAGCUCUCUGUGCGCAUGGCUUCCUGGUCAACUGUAACAAUCUCAUGCUGCCAAAAAACAACACAAUUUCCAGGAUCUCAGAAGACAAAACAAAGCCAUUGAUAAGUUACAGAUUUCCAGGAAGAAGGGAGAACAAAAAGGAGCCUAGAAGAGGAAGGAAGACUCCCCUCCACCCUCAAGCUGCCCCAGGUCCACUGUAGGAGGGGGUCCCAGCUCCACGGAGGAAGAGGGAGAGACUGGCAAGUGCUGCCCCAGGUUGUGCAAACCCAAUCUGCCAUCUUCACCUCAGCUUUAAACUGGAUAUUCUGAAAAAUGCUUCUUUCUCAGACUUCCAGGCAGAUUUAAAAUUAACAUUAGAGUCCAACCUGGUAGCCACUGGGAACAUUUUUCUUUUCUUGUUAAGUAUAAGGAGUUUGGGGGGCAGUGACCAUUUUUAAGCUAUUUCAGAUGAGCAGCCCUGAACUUAUUACUUCCUUAGCCUGGAAUCACUUGACGCUGUGUCAUGAAGCCAUGGCAUCACAUUGCCCUCGUUCCUCCUUUAGAGAGAUUGAGAGAAAGGGGGCAGGGGCAGGUGGGCUUUGAAGAAGAGGGUGGUAAGAAAUUUUUCCUUGGGAAAAAUAUUGUCCUUUCCAUGAGGAAGGCGAGAUUUAUGUGCUGUGAAAAGGGUGCCUGGGCAGUUACCUGAACUGCCAAAUCUUUAAUCAAAUAGUAUAUAUUUCUUAGCCUUCCAGAGAGCAGUAUCUAAUGGUGACAAGGCAGCUGCACACUGCUAGUUCCUCGGCUAGCAUGUUAUGCCUCUGCUCUCUGAGCUCUGCAUUCCAACACAUGAAACGAAUGCUUCAGGAAAUGCACAUAUACCCCUUUUGGUAUCAUGCUCCUUCAACGCCAGAUUUCUACUUUAAAGAAAACCUUCAAAACAGCAAAACCACAGAAUAACAACAACAUCACUGAGCCGUCAAACAUUUACAACAGCUCUGAAAGUACAGCCCUUGUCUACAGUCGUUACUGCUUCUGCCUCAUCUCUGCUCAUGGAUUACUUCGCUCGUCACAGAAGGGGCAUCCCUCAAGAGCCCAGCACACAAUUCUAACCAUAUCCAACCAACUAGAGUUGAGAUUCAUCUCAUUUGAUGUCAUUAAAGCCUCGUUAUUUUUGUGUUUGUGUUCAGCCUGAGCAUAUAAGAAUUC
Balaenoptera musculus (blue whale) is the source of this 3267-nucleotide messenger RNA. It is a transcript of the gene GABRB1, whose product is annotated as gamma-aminobutyric acid type A receptor subunit beta1. Lineage: Eukaryota; Metazoa; Chordata; Mammalia; Artiodactyla; Balaenopteridae. Gene Ontology annotation, molecular function: neurotransmitter receptor activity; extracellular ligand-gated monoatomic ion channel activity; GABA-A receptor activity. The record is from RefSeq and is a predicted model, not a curated record. Gene Ontology annotation, biological process: signal transduction; regulation of membrane potential; monoatomic ion transmembrane transport. Bases 298 to 1722 code for a protein of 474 amino acids. The transcript has 9 exons. Gene Ontology annotation, cellular component: membrane; neuron projection; synapse.